Puccinia triticina is the source of this 1743-nucleotide messenger RNA. RefSeq lists its product as uncharacterized. NCBI's taxonomy places the organism in Eukaryota, Fungi, Basidiomycota, Pucciniomycetes, Pucciniales, Pucciniaceae. Gene Ontology annotation, cellular component: cytoplasm. The record is from RefSeq and is a predicted model, not a curated record. Bases 1 to 1743 code for a protein of 580 amino acids. Gene Ontology annotation, molecular function: beta-1,4-mannosyltransferase activity. The transcript is spliced from 6 exons.
AUGGCUGGCUUCCUGGAACCAGAUUCACAUGCACCAGCCCCGAGCGAGUAUGACUCCGCAUCCUCCCCCUUGCCUCGCUACACUUCCCCACUAAACCCAAACCCAAACCCAAACCACCUCAACAACCGCACCACCCACCGCCAACCACCCCACCCUGAACAGUACCAGCAGCAGCACUACCCACACCAGCAACAACAGUACCAGCAGCCACCAGCCAACCGGCCCUACAACAGCAACAGCAUGCACCACCACUACCAGCCCCAUCCACUCAGCAACCCCACCUACCUCGACUCCUCCCCAACGCUCUCAACUGAGCCCCAGACCCUCUCCGGAUCCACCCCACACACCCCGUCAGCCCAGUCGCUCGAGAAGUCUGCCUCGCCCAUCAACGACCCCCACCACCACCAAAGCAACCUCUACCAACAGGCACCCACCUCGGCCUCCCCCGAGCUCAACCUCUCCUCCUCCAGGCCCUCCUCCUUCAUCGCCCGCCGCGAGAUCGUCCACCACUCCCCCCUCGCUAAGAUCCAUCGCGCCUGGACCGGCGCCGCUAUCGGCGACUCCGGCAUCGACGACCGCCAUGUCAAGAAGAAACGCCUCGGCUACCUUGACGGCCUCAAGUUCUUUGCCGCCCUCAUCGUCAUGAACGGCACCCUCUUCGAUGCCGUGCUGACGGAGAACGACUACAAGCCUCUCCAACGAGGCUCGCCCCUCUACAUCUUCCGAUCUACCAACCUCGGCGUCUCGAUGAUGUUGUUGCUCUCCGGCCGAUGUCUGAUUGCCCCGCUCUGGGACGCCCCGACGCCGCACGCCAAGCUGCUGAUGAAGAACCAGGACCCGAACAAGCCUCUGAUCUCGUGGCCCCGUCUGACCCGAGCCAUGCUCAUCAGGCCCUUCCGCUUCCUGCUCCCGGUCCUGGCGGUCGCCGCGCUCCAGUGGGGCCUUGCCUCUGGGGGCGACGGCCGCGCCACUCGCAACUGCAACAACGCCGGGAUGACCGAGCCCUACUGGGCCAACAUCGACCGCUUCGCAGGCUUCAUGACCCUCUUCUUCGACCUGUUCACCUACUUCGAGGUCGAUACGAUCGCCGGAAAAGCCUUCGGUGCCAACUUGUGGACGGUCCCAUGGCUGUUCCAGUCCAGCUAUGCGGUCUAUGUCACCCACUUCAUGCUCGGCAACUUGCCCUCGAACCGAUACUGGGUCUACGGCAUCCUCAUGGCUUUCAGCUGGACCAGUUUGAACUACUUCGCUUUGCCGAUCACGGGGCUGCUUAUUGCCGACAUGGCCGCCCAUGGCCACAUCGCCAAGCUACGCAAGAUGCCGAUGGUGAGCCGGAUCGGGAUGCGACUGGGACUACUAGCGCUAGCGCUAGCCACCCAAUGGGUUCCGACGUCGGAGAUCGGCCAACUGAUCCUCUCGAACAUCGUCUUCCGGGUGCUCGGGAAGCUCUCGGCGGGGAUCUAUCUGCUUGCGCCAGCGAUCGUGUUCACGAUCGUGCCGACGAUGGCCUUGCGAUUACACGACGCCCAGACCUCGUCGGCCGCCGGCGUCCUCGGCAUCUCCUGGUGUCUGCUCGUCGCCGCCUGCUUCGGAUUCGCUAUCCCCUUCUACCUCCUGGUCGAGUGUCCCUCCAAGCUCCUCGGCGAGCUCGUCGUCAACAACAUCGAGAAACUCGGCGUCGACCCCGAAUUGGCCAAGCGUGAUGCCGAGGACCUCAAGGCUUUGUUGGCCGGUGCCAAGUAA